AUGGCUGUAGCACAAACCGCAACCGCCGGUGAGAUCAAGGACGUCACCAACCUGUUCACAGGCACAGAAGGGACCUAUCUUCUCCCUCACCAUGCCAAAGAAAUAGAGCGCCUGAAGGAGCAACACGCCCUUAUUCUCUUCUCUACCGGUGACGUCUUGGUGACCGCGCCCCUGAAGCAGUCCAAAAUCAAGGUCCUUGAUUGCGGCGCGUCCGAUGGCACAUGGCUCUUGGAUCUCCCCCGGCUAUAUCCGCAGCACGAAUGGUCCCUCCACGGGGUCGACAUCGGAUCCUCUCUCUUCCCGCCCAACGCUGGCCCUCAAGCUUCCCUGGAUCUCCGCGAGUUCGACAUUCGAUCUCCUACUGCGCCGGAACCCUCCUGGGAGCAGGGGUUCGACCUCGUCCACCAGAGGCUCUUGAUGUGGGGACUGCAGAAAUCGGAGUGGGCCACAGUGGUCAAGAACCACUUCUCGCUCGUGAAGCCCGGGGGCUGGAUCCAACUUGUCGAAGGCCAGUGGGUGGAACGUGACCAUCCCUUUGAUCCGGUAACCCACCCCAACCUGGACAAGAUGUACCGCAUGCAGUGGUGGUGCACCGAAAACUUCGGCAAGGACAUGUUCGUGGCGUACCGGCUGGAGGAAUUACUAAAAGAAGCUGGCUUUAAAAACGUCCAAAAAAAGCAGUUCACGCUAGGAUACGGCGCCCUAGCCAAGAGCCCCGAGUGGAAGAAACGGUCGGUCGACAUGUGGAUUCACACCUUCCGAGGUUUGGGGGCACUGCUACCCGAGGGCGGCAUUCCGGGUGUUCUUCGAAACAAGGCCGAGUUCGACGAGUUGAUGGUCAACUUGCACGCUGAGACUCUCGAACUCGGAUAUGCGCCCAGGAUGAACUUUGUGGUCGCGCAGAAGCCUGAAUAG
This is a messenger RNA of Chaetomium fimeti, 915 nucleotides long. RefSeq names its product S-adenosyl-L-methionine-dependent methyltransferase. The coding region runs from base 1 to 915 and encodes 304 amino acids. Lineage: Eukaryota; Fungi; Ascomycota; Sordariomycetes; Sordariales; Chaetomiaceae. The record is from RefSeq and is a predicted model, not a curated record. The transcript is spliced from 2 exons.